CCCCUCGACUCGGGAACUUAUAGCACACUAAAUAGUAGCGUAUAAGGCCUGUGGGCCCAACUGUUACGAUUACCAGAACGGGACAAGUGACGAUGGCGACAACGUCCCUAGCAACCAUUCCCUGUCAAUUCUCGUGGGUUAUUGGUUAGAAUAGAGUCCCAUGUGUCGGGACUGCUAUCAUUUCCUAACAUAGUUUAACAACAUUCUAGUCAAGAUAGGCCGAACGAAGCGUCCGAGAGCUGUUACCUAACUCCUAAUUAGAUCAUAUCGCUCGCGUGUGUCCCCUGCUCGAAUCCCGUAAUGCCUAGGCACACGGGGAUCCCCAAGCUAUGUCUACCCCAGCUUGGAGAAAGGAUCUAGCCUAGGUUAUCUAUCUACGCGGCCAUCCAAGAAACUGGAAUCCACAGAUUACCGAAGCUGCCCCUGAUAAGGGAAAGGGUAGUCAUACUCGGCAUUAAACAUCGCGAUGUGUUUGGGGGUACAUAUAUAUCAGUGAAAGAACAUGUGCAUGUUCAUCAAAGAGCUUCAUUUCUCAAAUCAAUGCUUCCUGACAAAUCGGCACCAUGUCUAAGUUCGAUGCCGCCCCUCCCAACACCCACGCCGGUGGGAACGACGACGCCCUCCGGGGACAGGGUUCGCUCCCUAUGAACCCAACCAUUGACGCCGAUGAAAGAGUCGAUAUGGAUGCAUACAGAAAAGCUGUCCCGUUAUGGAAGCGCAUCUAUCAACAUAGUUUGACACAAAUGCUUCUACUAAGCGUGCAGGCAUUCUGUGGUCCAGCUAUGGCUGAUGCGAUUGCGGGCUUGGGUGGUGGUGGUUUAGCAACUCCUCAAACCUCCAAUAUUGCGACUGCGAUUAACUAUGCCAUGCUUGCCACCGUCUGCCUGUUUGGUGGUCCUAUCGUCAACAAGCUCGGAACGAAAUGGGCUUUGGUUAUCGGUGCUAUUUCGUUUCCUAUACGUGGCUCGUCGUAUUAUUGCAACAGCAAAUUCGGAACGCAAUGGUAUCUAAUUUUCGGCGGUUUCUUCACCGGAAUCGGUAGUGGUUGUUGGUAUGUCGCAGAAUCUGGAACGAUUAUGUCGCUUGCGCCGUCCGGCUCUCGUGGCAAGUAUCUAGCCCUAUGGAUUGUUGCGCGGAAUCUCGGACAAUUGGUUGGGGGUGCUAUUAACCUGUCCAAGAACCACGUGAAAGGGGCAGUUGGUGGUGUUACAGCCGACACUUAUAUUGCGUUCCUAAUCAUCGAGAGUCUAGCUCUUCCAUUCGCUUUCCUGAUUUCUCCCCUCGAGCGAGUCGUCCGAUCCGACGGCACACGUAUUCUUGUUUCGGAGAAGCUCACGUUCAAGCAAGAAUUCAAGCUCAUCAGGUUCACCAUGUCGUCGAAGUUGAUUCUACUUUCGGCUCUUUGGGCAAUCUGGUCGUUCUUCUAUAGUGGUACUUGGUCCACAUACCUCGGGACGUAUUUCUCUGUACGCGCGCGCGCCCUGUCUUCGCUAAUUUCGCCGUUCUUCUGCAUUGUUGGAUGUUUUGGCCUUGGAUUCAUUCUCGACAUGAAGUCGCUCAGUCAACGUCGCAGGGCGCAGCUAGGAUUAUUCACCGUCGUAAUCCUUAACCUAGGCGUGUAUAUCUGGUCGAUAGUCAUGCAAGUAAAAUUCAACGCUGGCAGCCCGGGCAAGAUCGAUUGGGACGAGUCUCUCUACGCCACAUCUUUUCUUCCAUACUUCUUCGUACAGACUACCGGUCCCUUGUCGCAGUCAUAUAUGUACUGGCUCCUGUCUUCCUUCGCGACGGAUGCGCAGGCCAACGUCCGUAACGGUGCCGCUUUCCGAUGCCUCGAAGCCGUCGGCCAAGCUAUUUCCUAUGGAAUGAACACCCAGAUCAAGGCCGACCCAUUAAUCGGAUUCUGCGUAACACUCGGUCUAAUGGCUGCCGCUGUGGGCCCAAUGUUGGUCCUUGUAAACUCCACGCCAGAUCGCAUUCCGGCCGAUGUAAUUCUUGAGGAACAGACGCAACAGGAGAAGAAGAUCGAAGGACUUAAAGCUGAAGCAUAACUUGUUUAGAUACUUAAGCGUAUAGUACCGAGAUAUGCCAUCCGACUAUGUGUAGUCUUGAGUAGUCUUGAGUGGUAGCCGUGAGCUUACGCAGUAAAUAAAAUUUUGCGAUGAAGAUAGAAUUAGUUAACAUACUUCGUGAUUUCGUUCAUUAUUCGAGGCCCAGAUCAUCCUAUCUUCAUUAUUCAUGAUUCACCUACCCCUGUAUUGAGGUACAAUCUGCAACUAUACAUUACCA
This is a messenger RNA of Hypoxylon trugodes, 2286 nucleotides long. Its product is annotated as MFS general substrate transporter. The coding region runs from base 564 to 2048 and encodes 494 amino acids. The record is from RefSeq and is a predicted model, not a curated record. Lineage: Eukaryota; Fungi; Ascomycota; Sordariomycetes; Xylariales; Hypoxylaceae. The transcript has 9 exons. Gene Ontology annotation, molecular function: transmembrane transporter activity. Gene Ontology annotation, biological process: transmembrane transport.